This is a messenger RNA of Zingiber officinale, 1154 nucleotides long. RefSeq lists its product as uncharacterized. The transcript has 2 exons. Lineage: Eukaryota; Viridiplantae; Streptophyta; Magnoliopsida; Zingiberales; Zingiberaceae. Bases 70 to 513 code for a protein of 147 amino acids. The record is from RefSeq and is a predicted model, not a curated record.
UCAAACCCAGAGCUUUCCGUUAUUAGAUAACGCUGCGCCGCUCCAAACCCUCAAAUUCCCCCCCUCCCAAUGUCGACGAUGGUGGAGAGCUUCGGGAGGAUGAACCUCUUCGCAUCCCACUCGCCGCCGACGACGCCUUCCUCCCACUUCGAGCAGCGCACUCAAAGGCCGGUGCCCACUUUCGUUUUCCCCUCACCUGGCGCUGCGAGCUCCCGUGCUCCUUGCCGCCAGGCGAUCAAGGCGGCUUGCGUGCAAGGGGAGGUGUUCUCCGUCACUUCUACCAAAUCAGAUGUGGAUUACCUGGGCGAGAGCACGAAAGGGGAUUUGAAUGUGAACCGGGAGCAUCUCGAAGCCUUUGGAUUUGAUGGUCGAGCUAGCUUAGACGGCUCUAUUGAAGAGAUUGCAAGGGUAGAAGCUAAAGAAGCUGAAUUUGCACUAAAUGCUCUAGGAAUUGUGGUAUAUUCUAUUCUUCAAUUUUAUCCUAGUAAUUAUUAUGCUUUUAUCUACUUAUGAGUUUAAUAAAUUUAAGGGUUCACAUUUACAUUACAUUGGCAUAUGUCAUGUAUGUUUGUUUGGAUGCCAACACUAAAUAAAUGUUCUAGUUGACAGUUUGUCAUCCCUCACUUGAGCUUGGCCAAUCGAUAAGGAGAAUUUGCUCUAUGCUAGUGAUCUAAAGUAGUAUAAUGCAAACAAACAUAACUAAACCACAUACCUUAACCAUAAAAAGGAAAUCAUAUUUGAAGUCUGACCAACUUGAUAACUAAUUUAUAGCAGGAAGCCAAAAAUAGACAAUGAGCACAAAAGUGUGUAGUGUGAUUCUUGAUAAAUGUGCAUGAAUUAUAUUUGAGGAAGAACUUGUGAUGAUGACCAAAGAUUUAGGUAGAGCUCGUGAUGAAGGUGAAAAGUUGGCCAAAGCUCUUAACCAGAAAGGCUUGUGUGAGCUUGUAACUAAGGUAGAAGGCGUGCAAUGAAGGUGAGAGUGAGACUGCGGAAGAACUCGUCUGCACACAUAUAGGGAUGUUGAAACUUCUUGUGUAUCGAUUGGUAGACAGAACGAAAAAUUUCUCCUAUGUUGGCUAGUAUCACACGAGAUUUAAAUCCAUGGCCAGGAGAGAUCUUUUUGUAAAACAAGUGCAAAUAUUUUUUUUUAAAGA